Messenger RNA from Pecten maximus, 778 nucleotides. RefSeq lists its product as uncharacterized. The transcript is spliced from 4 exons. Lineage: Eukaryota; Metazoa; Mollusca; Bivalvia; Pectinida; Pectinidae. The annotation marks the transcript as partial. The record is from RefSeq and is a predicted model, not a curated record.
ACACUAUGCAGGUAUUUGCCGCAAUUGUAGGACAAAGUACAAAGGGAACUUGGCCAGUUAUCAACCAUGGAAAACAAUGGCAAUAUCUGAAGAUGAGAAUGAUGAUGAUGUGUGUAUGGUCCCUUAUGUCAGCUCACAACUCUCAAUGGAUCAGAUGUCGCUUACUGAAGUGGAGGAGGACAAAUGUGUGAAAGCUACCCAGAACUCACAACUCUCCACAGAACAGGCCACAACAGCAAGCCAGUCAUCACAAUAUUCUUCAUGGAGUGAGGAAAACCAAAACACACUUGGGGUUGUUAAUUCAGCGUUAUCAUCGUUGUCAAAUGGGGAAAUAAGUCCAAUUAAGUUCCAACUUCAAAGUCAGGUCAGUGAGCUGGGAAAAAGUUCAAAGAGGUAUUUUAAAAGAAAGGCAACAGAGACUGUUGAAACAGUCUUAAAUGCAAUUGCCCCUGGACAAGCAAAUGACCUCCUUAAUUUGGUUACUCCUACUAGUUCAUUGCUUAUCACUGAUCAAUUGGACAAAGUUAAUUCGGAACUUUUAAACACUAUUAUCAAACUUUAUCAGGAGACCGAAAACAACACUGUAAAAUGCCAACUUUUAUCCCUUGUGUCAAGAUCCAUGUCAAAAUCUGAGCUUAUAAGGUGUAUUCCUGGAUUGACAUAUUAUAAGAUUGACCAGGCAAGGCUACACUCUACCUUAUAUGGACCUGGAAAAAUGCAGAAGAAACUGACAAAACAGAAAAGACAAAGAAUGGAUCCUGCUAAACUAGAGCAUGGA